This is a messenger RNA of Cydia amplana, 567 nucleotides long. RefSeq lists its product as uncharacterized. Bases 39 to 542 code for a protein of 167 amino acids. NCBI's taxonomy places the organism in Eukaryota, Metazoa, Arthropoda, Insecta, Lepidoptera, Tortricidae. The transcript is spliced from 4 exons. The record is from RefSeq and is a predicted model, not a curated record.
UGUUGCAAGCGGCACUUCGGUUGGUCAUUCUCACUGCCAUGUUUUGUCUAUGUUCAAGUAUAACGAAUAAGAUGAUUGGUCCAGGAGUCUUCAAAUUCCAGUCAUUUGAACACUGUGACCCACCAGUAACAGAAGUAGAUUUGUGGUUAACACAGAGAAAAUUUAACCGGACCACUAAUGUUAUAGAUAUGACAUUGUCUACACCGUGGCCACUCAGUGAUGAGAUCAUAAUGGAGGUAGAUACUUCGAGCAAGAAGGACGGUGGCUACAAACCCGGCUCCUUCUACAUGAAAGGUCCUUUCUGCAAAACAUUACAGUCACUCAUCGGAGACUUGUUCGAUGCGAUCGUGAAUGCUACAGGGUUUGAGGAGUGUCCCAUACCAGGUGAUAUAAAAUUGGAUGGUUUCUACGUCGACAGCGAGAAACUAAACGACCAAAUGCUGUACGGGGACUAUAGAGCGCAACUGUCGUUUUUUAUCGACGGUGAAACGAAAGGAUGUUAUAUAUUUUACAUGCAAUUGAUGGCUAAAGAAGAAGAAUAACCUUUUCAAUAAAAUAAUGUUCUAA